AUGGCUAACCGCGAAUUCUAUUAUUUCUAUGCACCUACAUGGGAUAACCCUCCUAAUGGUCCAAUUAAGCUAGGCAAUGUCAUCAGCUCAGUCAAAGAGCCUCAUCGACCCCGCUUCUAUCAUCCGCCCUCUGAUGAUUCUGAUAUCACCAAGGUGGAAAAGAAGAGUGUUCAGUACACGAAGGAGAAAUUGAAGAGUGGGCGAUUCUCCAUCCUGACCAAGUUUCUUGGUGUUCUCGGCUUUGGUAUCGAUGUCGGCGCUGAAAUCGAAAGGAGCGAUCAAGAAUCAUUCUUCUUCAAAACUCUUGAGACCAGUCAGUUUAUACCGACCUCGGCGUAUCUUCAGAAGUGCGUCGAGGCCGAAACUGUGCGUCGCUACCUGGAAAUUACCCGUUACCGAAAGCCCAUCUACAUCAUCACGGGACUCAAAACAGUCACAGGCGCCGAGGCGAACACCCUCGAGUCUCGGACAGUAGGCAGUAACCUUGCUGUAGAGGUUGAUGGUACAGUAUGGAGUGGUGGUGCCGUCCCAGUCGGCGGCGGUCCUGGAAUCGAAGGUAAAACUACCACGAGCCAAGGAACAAAAUGGGAGGCUAGCGGUGAUUUCGUGUUCGCCUUCCGUGUGAGCAAAGUUGUCGUGAAAAAGACUGGAGACGUAGGUGAGGAGGAAUUUCGCAAGGGGGCUAUGAUGGAUGGCGAGAGCAAAGUGAACAAACCGGACCUUUCUAUCGUCAGUGUUGAAGAGCCAGAUGCAAAGUCUGAAGGGUUUGGUGAUGAGGAGGUGAUGGAAGAUGAUGAAGUCGUGUUCUGUGGUGUACCGAUGCCUGAGACACAUGAUCACUGA
This is a messenger RNA of Fusarium sp. VM40, 843 nucleotides long. NCBI's taxonomy places the organism in Eukaryota, Fungi, Ascomycota, Sordariomycetes, Hypocreales, Nectriaceae. The record is from the annotation of a GenBank genome assembly.